Medicago truncatula (barrel medic) is the source of this 2987-nucleotide messenger RNA. Its product is annotated as glutamate receptor 2.7. NCBI's taxonomy places the organism in Eukaryota, Viridiplantae, Streptophyta, Magnoliopsida, Fabales, Fabaceae. Gene Ontology annotation, molecular function: ligand-gated monoatomic ion channel activity. The coding region runs from base 190 to 2925 and encodes 911 amino acids. Gene Ontology annotation, cellular component: membrane. The transcript has 5 exons. The record is from RefSeq and is a predicted model, not a curated record.
CAUUCCAUCCUUAUUAUUAUUCAACUGUGUGAAAUUAUGUAUGAUUUAUGACCAUUGACCUUUUCCUCCACCAUACAUACAUAUAUAAAUGUGUGUAACCAUAUCCAAUACUUUCAUUUUAUGCAUAAUAAUAUCCUUCUCUUAGAUAUUUAAUUUUAGUGUUAUCAAUAAUACAGUUAAGCCACCAAUAUGAAGUUUUCUGCUCAAACUUGGAGGAAUUCAGUUCCAAAUCUUUUGCUAUGGCUUCCUCUAAUAAUCUCACUUCUUUUAUUCCAAUGUCUUGCUAAUAGUUCCCAAACUACAACAAGUGUUGGUGUGAUCAUUGAUGUUAAUUCUGAAAUAGGGAAAAACCAGAAAACAGCUAUGCAAAUUGCAGCUCAAAGUUUCAAUAAUUAUUCCAACAAUCAUAACAUAAUCCUUUUCUUCCGUGACUCUGGUAAAAACCCUUUACAAGCAGCUUCAGCUGCUGAAGAUUUAAUUACUAAAGAGAAAGUUAAAGUCAUUAUUGGCAUGGAAACAUGGCAAGAAGCUGCUAUUGUUGCUGACUUUGGAGCCAAGUUUCAAAUACCAACAAUUUCAUUUUCUUCUCCUCCGUUAGUCUCUUCAUCAUCAAUGCAAUUUCGUUGGCCUUUCUUGAUUCAAAUGGCUCAAAAUCAUUCUGCACAAAUGAACUUCUUAGCUGAUAUUGUCCAUGGUUUCAACUCUCAAAAAGUUAUAGCUAUAUAUGAAGACAAUCCUUAUAGUAGUGAUUUUGGAAUGUUAAACCUCUUAUCGGAGGCUCUCGAAAAGGUUAACUCGAAGAUUGAGUAUCGAUUAGUUCUUCCACCAUUCACUUCUUUAUCAGAUCCAAAAGGGUUUGUUCUUGAUGAACUGUUGAAGUUGUUGCGGCUAAAAUCUCGUGUUUUUAUUGUACUUCAAGCAUCAUUACCUAUGGUGAACCAUUUGUUUAGAGAAGCUAAGAAAAUUGGAUUGUUGGAGAAAGAAUCAACUUGGAUAAUCAAUGAGGAGAUUACAAGCAUGUUAGACUCUGUAGAUACAUCUGUUUUAUCUUCCAUGGAAGGUGUUAUGGGAAUCCAAAUCAACUAUUCUACAAGUUCUAGUGCGUAUACUCAAUUGCAGGAAAAUUUCCAAGACGAGCAUACAGAAACAGUUGAGUCCAAACCAGGAUCAAAUACUUUGCUAGCUUAUGAUGGCAUUUCAGUUUUUACGAAGGCUUUGGAGAAAAUGAAUACUAAUUUUAGUAGCUCAAAGACGUUGUUGGAGGAAAUGUUAUCUUCCAAUUUCAAUGGUUUAAGUGGUAAUAUAAAAUUCAAAGAAAGACAACUAUCCUAUACUCCAAUGUUAGAAGUUUUUAAAGUGAUGAAUAAUGCCAAGAAACAUUUUGAGUUUGACUCUUGGACACCAAAUUUGAAGUUUUCUAGAUCUCUUAAAGAGAGCACAAGUGAUGGUACUACAGAAACUAAGACAUGGAAAGUACCUACUGAUGCAAACCCUUUAAAAGUUGCACUUCCUACGAAUCCUGCUUUUGAUAACUUUUUGAAAUUCUCCCAAAAUCAACCUCCUACCGGUUUUUGUAUUCAACUUUUCAAAGAUAUCAGAGAAAUUUUGAGUGAUCAAUAUUCUGAUCUUCCCUAUGAAUUUUACUACGACUUCAAUGGAUCUUAUGAUGCACUUCUGGAUAAAGUCAUAGAUGAGUCCUAUGAUGCUAUUGUAGGAGAUGUAACAAUACUUGCCAACCGAUCAAAGAAUGUAUCAUUCACUCAACCAUAUACCGAGUCAGGCCUAUCACUCAUACUUCCAGCAGAGAGUGAUGAUUCAGCAUGGUUGUUUAUGAAGCCAUUUAGCACAGAAAUGUGGAUUACUACUGUUGGUAUCCUCAUCUACACAAUGAUAAUCAUUUGGUUCUUGGAACAUCACUUGAAUCCUGAAUUUGGUGGAACAGUGAAAACCCAGAUCAGCACCACUAUGUGGUUUGCUUUUACUUCUCUAUUUUUUGCUCAUAAGGAGAAAAUAAGCACCAACUCAGCAAGAGUAGUAGUUGGAGUAUGGUUAUUUCUCGUGUUUGUUAUAACCUCAAGUUACACUGCAAAUCUUUCAUCAUUGCUUACUGUCCAAAAAUUGAAGUCUGCCAGAGACAUUGAAUGGCUUAUACAAAACAAACUACCAGUUGGUUGUGAUAACAGUAGUACCUUUGUAAAGAACUACUUGGUCCAAGUGUACAAUUUUCCUAGGCAACAAGUUGUAGAUGUUGACAAUGAACAAGACAUUGUGGAAAAGUUCAAGAGCAAACAAAUUUCUGCUCUCUUUAUUGAAAGCCCAUAUGAGAAGGUUUUCUUGAAUAAAUACUGCAAAGAUUACACUGCAACUACAGCAGCAUAUAAAUUUGGAGGAAUGGGAUUUGUAUUUCAAAAAGGGGCUCCAAUAGCAAGAGACUUUUCUGAAGCAAUUUUAACACUAGCAGAAAAUGGAAACCUAAAACAUUUGGAAGAGACUUGGUUAACACCUUCUACUGAAUGCUCAACCAACUCAGCAUCUCCAGAAACGGAGAGUCUGACCCUUGCCAAAUUCUUGGGACUAUAUAUCAUAUGUGCUGCCACUUCCACCAUCUGCAUAUUACUAGCUUUAUUGAGGAAAUAUUUCCAUAACCAUAAUCACUAUGAUGAGCAAGCUCAACUUCCUCAAGGAAAUGUAAUUGCCGAAUCUGAUGAUGAAAAUAAUAACAAUGACAUGAAGAGAUCAAUUAGAAAUGGUACAGGCCUGUACAAUGGGAAUCUCAUCAUGACAUUAAAUAAAGCUGCCUCUUUUGGUGGAUCUGUAUUACAAGGUAUACGUCAUCGAAAUUCACCAAGGCAGGAGAAUGUAAGUGAUUCUGAUGAACCGAUCAAUCCACAACGAUCCCAAUCAGCUGUCAUAGAAAUGAUAUAAUGUCACAAACUUACAUACUUUGAUUAUAAUUCAUCAUAUGUAAUAGAUUCACAUGUUCUGUA